UCUCGCGCUGGUUGUGCCCUUCCUCUCUCUCUCUGUUCUUCCCAGGCUAGGGCUACCAGGAGAAUCCAUUCUUCUUCCUCUUCCUCUCGCCAAUUCCUUCGAUCGCUGAGAUUAGGGUUCUUCGCUUCUUCCUCUUUGUCCGUCUCGCCAAGAAAACCACGCCAAUUUCUUCUCCCUCUCCUUUUCUCUUUUUAGGUCGCGAGCGCCUCGGCUUCCUCAUGGCUUGAUUGAUUGGCAGAUUGAUUGAUCCCGCGGCGCGCGCGCGCUCCACAGCAGGAUGAUGGGUCAGCAGCCGCAGCAAAUGGUGGGGAUUCACCACCAUCACCACCUCCACCACCACGAAUCCGAGCAGCAGCCGAUUGUCGUGGACCAGCAGCACAAGCAGCAGCACCACCAUCACCACCAACACCACCACCACCACCAGCAGCUCAUGGAGGAGGAAUCCGGCCAGGCAGGAGGAGGAGGAGAGGGCCUCCCGGAAGACGAGGAAGACGUGGAGGAGGAUCCCGAGGACGACGAUCCCGCCGAGCUCGCCGCGGCAGUGCCAUCCUCGGGCGCCAUCGGCGAGGGGAUGGCUCCCGGCAAUGCUGACGCCGCCAAUCUUGUCCCGGUUCUGGGAGUGGAUUCCUCGCGGAGGCAGCACCAGCGACCAAGAGGAGGAGGAGGUAGCGGUGGUGGUGGUGGUGGUGGAGGAGGAGGAAUCUCGAGUUCUUCGUCGGGGUCUGGCGGAGCUGCUACAGCGGUGGUGGUGGCCGCCGCCGCCGCCGCGGCGGGGCUCCAGAUGCCUGUUCUUCCAGUUCCUUGCUGCCGAGUGGAUGGUUGUGGCGAGGAUCUGUCCACUGCCGGGGAUUACCACCGGCGGCACAAGGUUUGCAAGCUGCAUGCUACGUUGCCCAAGGUCAUGAAUCACGGCCAGGAGCAAAGAUUCUGCCAACAAUGCAGCAGAUUUCAUUCCUUGUCGGAGUUUGACGAAGGCAAGCGGAGCUGCCGGAAGCGCCUGGCGGGGCACAACGAGCGGAGGCGGAGGCACCAACCGGAUUCGCUCGCCACAACUUCCAGUGAAAGUCCUCCAUUAACUCAGGGCCGGGAGAGCAAUAAAAAGCCGCGAGAGUGGAAAGGGCGUGGAAGGGGAGGGAGGAGAGGACGAAGUGGGCUAUCCUUCUCCGCACGGGGACCCGGAGACGACCCGAGCAGCCCCCUCGUCUUGCGAGACGAAAUCCAGAGUAUGUCCUCUAAGCGAAGAGCGGUGAAGUCAGGUGAAGAGUCAUUCUCCAUCAUUUUCAAUGAUGCAUUCCCAGAGCGUGACAGUGUCAAGGGUAAAAUGAGCCUUCGAGUAGCAGACAUGAUGGAGAAGAGAGUUGCCGGAGAGUAUAAGGAGAUUGACGAGCUUGAUAUUGAUAUAGCAGACAUGGAGCAAGUCAAGGAGGGGCUCGACCUGGGUGAAGGCGUCGUCAUACCUCCGCUGCCGCUCAAAAGGGACGGGAAGCUGUCGGUGCUCAAAGGCUGGCCACCCCAGGAAGGCGCAGUGCUCAACCCGGACGAGAUGCAAAUCGAGACGAGCCUGACACCAAAAGACGAGCUUGAGAACAAGCGAGCAUGGCAGAGAGAUGACAAAGAGACGCUGCUCCACUGCUUCUGGGAGUGCUCCAAAGUCCAGCCGGUGUGGAGAUGGGCCGCGAGGCAGCUGAGCAAGCUCCGGGGCAGUAAGGUGAAGCUGGAGCUCCGGCAGGCGGUGUUCGGCGGGAAGCUGGAUAGCUGGGCCUCGCAGGAGAACGUUUCGGUGUGGAAGCUGUUGCGGGGGAUCAUCCUCUGGCAGAUAUGGUUGGCAAGGAAGGGGAAGGCCUUGUCCGGGAUCCAGUGGACUUCGAACAAGGUGAUCCGGGCGGCGUGGGUGGACCUGAUGAUGUACGCCAUGCAGGAUUGGCUGGAAGUUUACAAGAAGAAGGAGACCGGCAAGAUGGAAGACGCUCACGAGCUGCGCGGGAAGUUCGAUUCCAAGUGGCUGGUGAACCAGUUUGCUGGGAAACGGGCCGAGUGGAGCAUGGUUUGGAAGGAUCCCGACGACGUUUUGCUUGAUUGACAGGGACGCUCGCUGGUGUCACUGCAAGAACAGUAAUAGAGAAGCAAGAACCGAUUAAAAUCUCACCAGGAACUUACAGCGUCAGCAGCUUUGGCCUAUUAAUCUGGACGAGAAAGGACUGAAGCAGCUCCUCGUCUGCUUCGCUCUUUAUAACACUUUGUACACACGACGGACAACGAUUGUUAUACUUACAAAAGGCUUUUAAGAUGGUGGUGGUGGUGAUGGAACGAUCAAAGUCGACAGCUAGCUGGUAGAAAAUAAUCUCCUUUUCUUCUUCUUCCUUUCUUCUUUUCAUUUGGUCUGGUCUGGUCUGGUCUGGAAAGAACGUUUAAUCCCUUGUACGAGGGCUGUAACCAUAGUUGAAGUGAUUGAUCCUAAAAAUACGGCUUGGGAUAUAGCAAACAUG
Messenger RNA from Selaginella moellendorffii, 2486 nucleotides. RefSeq names its product squamosa promoter-binding-like protein 15. The transcript has 4 exons. Bases 278 to 2080 code for a protein of 600 amino acids. The record is from RefSeq and is a predicted model, not a curated record. Gene Ontology annotation, molecular function: DNA binding. NCBI's taxonomy places the organism in Eukaryota, Viridiplantae, Streptophyta, Lycopodiopsida, Selaginellales, Selaginellaceae. Gene Ontology annotation, cellular component: nucleus.